AUGGCGACAACAGCUCAGUACAUCCCGAGGAAUAACUCCUUACCGUCCAACCCGCUCAUGCAUCCGGAUUCGGAUAGGAUGCACCAGGGGACGACCUACAGAGAGGUGCAGAAAAUGAUGCACCACGAGUAUUUGCAAGGGCUGGCGGCCACCAACACGGGACACCCGAUGAGCCUGACGCACCACCAGUGGCUGCCCACGUCCAACACCGACUGGUCCAGCGGCGGCACCCACAUCGGGCAGCAGGAGCACAAAGCCACCGUGCAGGCGACCAGGGAGGACCUGAGCAGCGGCUUCCACCACAGAUCUCACCUGGUGCACCAGCAGACGCAGAGCAGCCACCAUGGCUCGUGGGCGCCCGCCACGACGCACCACCUCUCCCCGCUGUCCCCCGCCUCCAACGGGCACCAGUCUCUGGUCUACUCGCAGCCCGGAUACACAAACCUCAACGCGAUGCUGAGCCCGCCGCAGCCCGGCUCCCUGCACCACGGCAUGCGGGACCAGCAGCUCCACGACGACUCGGGCAGCCACGACAACCAGAUGGAGUCGCCCCAGCAGGCUUUCAGCCACCAUCAGGACCACUCGGACGAGGACGCGCCCAGCUCCGACGACCUGGAGCAGUUCGCCAAGCAGUUCAAGCAGCGGAGGAUCAAACUGGGCUUUACGCAGGCGGACGUGGGCUUGGCCUUGGGCACCCUGUACGGAAACGUCUUUUCUCAGACCACCAUCUGCAGGUUCGAGGCUCUGCAGCUCAGCUUCAAGAACAUGUGCAAACUUAAGCCGCUGCUAAACAAGUGGCUGGAGGAGACGGACUCGAACACGGGCAGCCCCACCAAUUUGGACAAGAUUGCUGCGCAGGGCAGGAAACGAAAGAAGAGGACCUCCAUUGAAGUGGGGGUGAAAGGGGCUCUGGAAAACCAUUUCUUAAAAUGCCCAAAGCCGUCCGCGCACGAAAUCACCAGUUUAGCCAACACUCUGCAGUUGGAAAAAGAGGUUGUCCGCGUUUGGUUUUGCAACAGGAGACAGAAAGAGAAAAGAAUGACACCAAUUGGGGUCCCUCACCCGAAUAUGGAGGACGUAUAUUCCCAAGCAGAGACCCCUCCUCUACACCGCACACUACAGAGUCCUGUGCAGUGA
Molecule: messenger RNA, 1137 nt
Organism: Anoplopoma fimbria (sablefish)
Lineage: Eukaryota; Metazoa; Chordata; Actinopteri; Perciformes; Anoplopomatidae
Gene: pou3f1
Product: POU class 3 homeobox 1
Exons: 1
Coding region: 1-1137 (378 amino acids)
Biological process (GO): brain development; regulation of transcription by RNA polymerase II
Cellular component (GO): nucleus
Molecular function (GO): DNA-binding transcription factor activity, RNA polymerase II-specific; RNA polymerase II cis-regulatory region sequence-specific DNA binding
Source: RefSeq, a predicted model, not a curated record